UCGGAUGUCCAGUUGAGUUCCGACCACGGACCUGCAAACAUCGCAAAAUCUACGCCGGAAAAUUUAGUGAUUUUAGUUAAAAACAUCUUGUGAUUUUUAUCCUAAUUAAAUUGUUGUGAUUUUCCGGAUACUGAUUUUGAAAUAAAAGUUGCCAGAAAUUGAUGUCAGAUAUAUAGGCAUGUACAUUGUUCAAGGUUGGUAAAUGAGUGAAUUAGCGGUUUAAUUUUAAAUCCUGCAGGCUAGGAUGAAAUUGAAAAUUUUUGUUUCCUUACUCACAUUUCUGUCCUACGCUUCCAGUAUAACGAUAGGACGUGAUGGAGGAUAUAGAAAUAUUGUUGUUAAAAUUGGCGACAAUGUGCCAGAAGACGAUUGUCAUAAAUACAUACAGAAUUUGAAGGAGAUGUUAACGGAAGCAUCUGGAGUAUUAAACGAGGGACUUGAACGCCGAGUUUACUUUGCUCAGAUCACCCUGGUUCUCCCAUCAUACUGGAGAGAUGCUAGAUGUCACAUGUCAGUUCCUUAUCCUGCAUCAGGGGUAGCUUAUCAGUUUCAGGAAUGGUCCAAGUACAGAUAUGGAGUAUUUGAUGAGCAUGGUUACCCAAACGACCCUCUUUACCCAAACUUUUUCAAAAUUCAAGAUAAAAUUCUACCUACAGGGUCUUACGAUACCCCCGUCCUAGGAGUAUGGUUACACCCUAAUGGUAGUGAAGGUUGCUCCCCUGCCUCUGGAAGCUGCUACUUUAACCCUGAAGGAGAAAAUGAUGCUGUUCAGUGCUCCCUGGGCAAUAUGCCCUUCCUUCCUGGAGUAAAAUCCUGGUGCCCAACCGACGACCGAAUGCUGAUGUCCCCCUCAAAACACAACAUUCUCUGCGGGGCACGAAGCGCAAAAACGGUUAUUCUCAACAAUCCUGACUUUGCCGAGCUGAGCGGAGAGAAUCAACUCCAGCGAAGUCUGAUCCCAAGGUUUGAUAUUGUCCGUGAACCGUUGCCGAAGUACGUCCUGAUCAUGGAGACCUCCUCCGCCUUGGCGGAUGUGUGGAAGUGGGUGAGGAAGUCUACCCAGAACCUGAUCAGAUACGAGGUCCCGGACAACAGCAACCUCGCCGUGGUCACCUUCAACUCGGACUCCAGGGUAGAGCAUAGGAUGGUGCAGUUGACAAUGGAGAGUGUAAGAAGCCGGAUGGCGGAUACUAUUCCUGAUAGUCCUAACAAGCUUGAUACUAGUACAGAGGGAUGUGUUACAUGUGGUAUUCAGGUUGCAAUGGAGCAGGUUUUGAAGGAUAACGAAGCUGGUGGACAUCUUAUAAUCAUCACGAAGGAGACGGAGAACUCCUUGACCAACAUCCAGGAGCAGAACAUCGAAACGGUCAUCAGCAACUUCGGGGUCAGAGUGUCAAGCAUCGUGUUGGCCGGUCAACGGCAAAACCAGUUUUACGAGACGAUUGCUGCAAGCUCCGGUGGUGUUUACAAACGGAUCUCUGGAACAUCAAACUUGAUGGAGAUGUACUCGGACUUCAUCGAAGCCAUGCGGGAUGUAGUCGCAAAAGACACAAAGGAUCCUAAUAAUCACCCGCUCACGGUCUACCGGCAGUUUAUUUAUCGACAAGACUCAGAACCAACAGUCGGCGCUUUUGACAUCGAUGCAACUCUCGGGCGACAAACUGAAUUCGGGAUUUAUGUCGAAGACGACGAGGAUCAUCAGAUAAAAUCGGUCGAGUUCAGUGAUGUCGACGGGAAUGUGUACGGACCGUUCAGCAAAAUGUCGUCUUCUUUCGAUGUUGUAAACUUCAAAACUAUCAACUUUAAUGUGGGAGAGGAACCACCCUUUGAUGCGAAGCGUGGAACUAGAUGGGAGUAUAAAAUUGAAUGGUAUGACAUCAACGAGCGUCGCGAGAACGUAGUGACCGUGAGGUCUCGACCCAGCCAGCCCAGCGAGACCGGCCUCAUUCAUGUUUCUACCUGGACCAACCUUGAGGAGCCAGAUAACCUGCUAGCUGUUUAUGUCAAGGUUUGGCGUGGUGAUAGCCCUGUACUGAAUGCUCGUGUACUUAUUGACCUUGAGAUAGAGGUAGACUCGGAGGACAUCCUCCAGGAUAUAUCGGAGGAGCAGAGGACAGCAUUCAAAGACCUUCUACUCACUGAUAAUGGAUUCGGAGAGCCUGAUAUUGUAGCUGGAGACGGAGUGUACAGUCGGUACAUAACAAAUUACCCUACAACAGGAAAAUACAAAUAUAAGGUUCGGGUAGAUGAUAACAACGACCUGGCAAUGACUGUUACCCCUGGACCUGCUACAGUUUACAAACCCCCCAAAGUUGGCAUCAAUACAUGUUGUGGGUCCCGAAUACCUAUACCUGCUGAUCGAAAGGAAAAAAUAGGGCUUUUCCGUCGAACCAUUGACGGACCUUCAAUCACCAUCUCAAACCUCUCCCCUUCAGGAGAUCAUAUUCGACCAGGGAAAAUUGGAGAUCUUGAGAUACGUGUCAUAGAGCAUCAGCAACUUAUGGCUCGUUGGACAGCACCCGGGGACGACUUCAAUGACGGAGAAGUGAUGACCUAUCGAUUUGUAUUCUCCCAGAAGAUCGAAGAACUGAUCACACCUUCGACAAAUGCUCCCGCUCUGGACGGUCUGAAGCGUAAUGACACAAGUGGAGAGAGGGUUAAUCAUGUGAUAAAUUUUGAGUACUAUGGUCAGGAUUACUAUGUAGGAUUAUACGCUUCUGAUGAGGCUGGGAACAAAGCUGUCAUGUCAAACAUUGUACUAGUGAACGUCCCGCCACCCCCAGCACCAACCGACGACUCCGGUCUAAUUUUGCCAAGUUCCAACAUUCUUGAAGACACUACGGACUGGGCAAUGGUUGGAGGUAUUAUUGGUGGUGUUGCUGUCCUUCUUCUUCUUCUUCUUCUUGGACUCUACUUCCAUUUCUGUAGAACAAGAUCAAAGUUUUCUAAGGCUAUGUUUGCCAGUGGACUAAAAAAUAGCGGAGUAAAGGUUCAGAUACCUUCUCCUCCUGGGUCUGAGAACACAGAUAGUAGCAGCUAUGAGUCGGAUAUGAAAGGAGCGACCAGUAACCAUCUAGUUGCUGGUAUACAACAUCCGAAGAUCUCCAGCACAAGCUUCGCGAACAAUCUGACCCCGACCUAUUGGAGCGCGUCCCAGCUUCUCUCGGAGCAUGAUGCACGACGCCGCGAUGAGGAUGAGGAGGUGGAUGGGGAGAGGGGGUACCCUGACGUCAUCAACUACAACCCGUCCAACAACUAUGGGGGAUACUAUCAGGAACAGUUCUAUGAUCAGUAUAAUACAAGGAGAUACUCUACUGCUAGCAGGGAUCAAGGCUACCAGGUUUACGGUGGUGUUGGUUACAGACCAGAAUACGGAACCACGGGAUACUGGAACCUGGAUCAAGAGAACCUGGGAUAUGGGAACCUGGAUCAAGGCUAUGGGAACCUGGAUCACGGAUACGGACACCAGGAUACAAGGGAUUAUAUCGUGGAUCCAGGUCUAAAUAAAUCCAAUCAGAGGCUUGUCAAUAGUGAUCUGUCUUCUUCCACUCUUGGUAUUACGAAUCCAAGUCUCCAUGGCUCCCAGCUCUCUCUGAGUUCUUCCAGACUUCAAGCAAAGAACAGAAAUAUCACCCAAGUGUAAUCAUAGAAUCCAGAUUCUAGAUUCCAGAUUCCAGAUUCCAGAUUCCAGAUUCCAUUUUCUAGAUUCUAGAUUCUAGAUUCU
This is a messenger RNA of Eurytemora carolleeae, 3724 nucleotides long. RefSeq names its product calcium-activated chloride channel regulator 1. Lineage: Eukaryota; Metazoa; Arthropoda; Copepoda; Calanoida; Temoridae. The coding region runs from base 245 to 3643 and encodes 1132 amino acids. The transcript is spliced from 15 exons. The record is from RefSeq and is a predicted model, not a curated record.